Molecule: messenger RNA, 5329 nt
Organism: Sarcophilus harrisii (Tasmanian devil)
Lineage: Eukaryota; Metazoa; Chordata; Mammalia; Dasyuromorphia; Dasyuridae
Gene: TNFRSF19
Product: TNF receptor superfamily member 19
Exons: 10
Coding region: 544-1788 (414 amino acids)
Biological process (GO): positive regulation of canonical NF-kappaB signal transduction; positive regulation of JNK cascade
Cellular component (GO): plasma membrane
Molecular function (GO): signaling receptor activity; protein binding
Source: RefSeq, a predicted model, not a curated record
AAACUCCCAACACACAAUCCACAACACAGCUUGGGAACUGAAAAAGCUACAGAUCCAGCCACUCAACUCGGGGGAACCCAGGAGGAAUCCUUCGCUUUCUACCGGCCCAGAAACCCAGGGAAGAAGCCAAAGUGAGCAACACUUAACAAAGCCAUUUAAGGACCAGAAGGCGGGGAGGUAACUACCUGCUGAAAAGAGAAUUUUCUUUUUAACAUAUCUUUAAAAAGAAAAAAAGCCCAAACAACUUAGCCUGCCUUUGAUGUAAUGGCAUCUGAUCACUGAUCAGAUUACAGGCAUUUGGUCUCCGUGCUCGUCUGCCUUUGAUCUGCACGGUUAAUUUUAUUUUCCUGGAUUUGGAGUUUCGUCUGGGCUUGUGCUGACACACAUUUCUGGGGGAGGAAGAAGCAUUUGGUACAGAAGUGGUGCCAGUAUGAAACUAAAUUACUGAAAGGGCGGAGACUGGAGAGAUUUCAGCACGUUACAGUUUUCAGAUUGGGAAUAUAGUUCAUCAAAAGAUAUUGGGAAUAUAUUUCAUCAAAAGAGAUGGAAUCUAAAAGAUCUUCAAAAGAAAUAUUAUUCACCAUAGUAUUUUUACUAGCACAUUUGCCACGUAGAAUAAUGUCUGAAACAGGAGACUGCAGACAACAAGAAUUUAGGGAUCGCUCUGGAAACUGUAUCCCCUGCAAACAAUGUGGUCCAGGAAUGGAGCUGUCUAAGGAAUGUGGCUUUGGUUAUGGGGAGGAUGCACAGUGCAUGACAUGCAGGCCGCACAGAUUCAAGGAGGACUGGGGCUUUCAGAAAUGCAAACCCUGUCUGGAUUGUGCAUUAGUGAACCGAUUUCAGAAGGCCAACUGUUCUGUCACCAAUGAUGCUGUUUGUGGAGACUGCUUGCCAGGAUUUUACAGGAAGACAAAGCUUGUUGGCUUCCAAGACAUGGAAUGUGUACCUUGUGGAGAUCCACCACCUCCAUAUGAACCUCACUGUACAACCAAAGUAAACCUUGUGAAGAUCCCAUCUACCACCUCCAGUCCACGGGACACGGCUCUGGCAGCUGUGAUCUGUAGCGCGCUGGCCACUGUUCUGUUGGCUCUCCUUAUUCUUUGCGUUAUCUAUUGUAAGAGGCAGUUCAUGGAGAAGAAGCCCCGCUGGUCUAUGAGAUCACAGGAUAUCCAGUACAAUGGGUCAGAGCUGUCAUGUUUUGACAGACCUCGACUUAAUGAAUAUCCUCAUAGAACUUGUUGUCAAUGUCAUCAAGAUUCAGCACAGACUUGUGGACCAGUUCACUUGAUUCCCUCUUUGUGCUGUGAUGAGACCUGUAGCAUGGAUCAUGGCACUCGGGGCUGUGCUCUCCACUCCAGGACCACCCUUCAUGAACGGAAUGCAAGUUCAGUGGGGGAAAUGCUUCCAACAUUCUUUGGUUCCAUUUCCCAUUCUACCUGUGGCGAGCUUUCAGAUGCCUGGCCGCUCAUGCAGAAUCCCAUUUGCAGUGACACACACUCUCUCUCUGAAUCUUACUUGGAACUGAAUGGAGGCGAGAGAAAUUCACUCAACCUAGAAAUAGAAAACUUAGACACAUUGGAUUCAAACAGUAGCCAGGAUCUAGUUGGAACAGUGGCUCCACUUCAUCCUGAUCCUGAAAACUUGGCAGAAACUACUGAAUGGUCUCAACAAAACACAAUUACAGAUCCAUCACUAACUCAGGAGACUUUAUCUUUUAGAAACCAACUGGAGCAAGAAAACAAGGAAAACAUGACUAUGGUUCCCCAACCUUCCCUCCAGGAAGCCUAAAGGACUCUUUUCUACCAGGAAUGGAAGUGUACAUAAUCCUAAUACUACUCUGCUAACACUGGGGAACCGAACCGUGUCUGGACCUUGGAUGGUUUCUGACAAAGCUGAAUAGAACUGGUCCCAUUUCAAAUCUUUCAGCCAAUUGUGUCUGAGCCAGACCAGCUGGGUGCUGAAACCCCAAGCAUAACUUGAGAAAAAGACUGAAGACAGAUUCAUGAUACUUUGCAUCUCUUCCAAACAAGCUGUUUCUAUGCCGCAUUUGUGACUGAAAUUACUAAAGGAUUGAGCUUGAAGCUAAAGAGAUUAUGUCCAUAUAGCAGGAAAAAGAAUCGAGUUAAGAUUUAUAUUCCUCUGUCAAAUGACUGCAUGAGACUGAAGAGAUGGCACAUUUGUGGAUAUCUACAUUUUGUUUUCAAAAGCACACCGUAAAUGGCAUCAUACAGGACGUUGGAUUAAAUUGUUUAGUUUUGAUGUAGAAGGAAUUCAGAAGUGAGUUUUGCUUGUGCAAAGGUCCUUUUUUGAUAGUCUAAGUUCCCUUGCCCAGGGGGUUAGAGUGCUAAUGAGUCCAAAGUCUUGGAGUGAUCUCUACCCUGACUGGUUAGCUUCUUAUAAAGAAGAAUUCAUACAUAGACUGCAUCCUCACUGGUAACCAGGUUUUUGACAAAUGUAUACUCUUGGUCAUAAUGUAGAGUACACAAGAGAGCGGAUGUAUCACCAUUACUGCCAAAAAAAAAAAUAAUAAUGGAUACCUUAUCAAUAGUGGUUCUUUGUGUACAAAGGAUAAUGCACUUAUGUAUGUAUUGAUGAGGAAGCUUUUUAUUGUGUUACAUCUGUUUCCAAGGCUUAGCUUCCAAAGUUCAGAAAUGUCUAUGUCAUAGUUAAACAGUAUUUCUAGGAUAAAGAGCUUUUAUUAAAGUAGUGUCUUUUGUAUUGAAGGCUUAAUAAGCUGUAAUAUAGCAGGUUCAUCCACCAUUAGAGUGUAAAGUUUGUUAGUAGCCUUUGAUAAAACUCCACAAUACAUUAAAAACAGAAGAGAAUUCACAGUUCAGUAUUCAAGGCUGGCAGUUUUUAGUUACAUUAAAAGGGGUUACCUGCAUCAGUGUGUUAUGGUACUGAAACCUCUUCCUGCCCCCCACAGAAUUACUAACUUACCUGUAGGAGAAUAGAAGAAUCAUAAAGGCACUCACUCCAUCCCUUAUUGCCUCUAGAUUUAUGCACUGGAUACUCUGAAGUGAUUUGCUAGUGAAAAAAUUGCCCUGACUGAGUAAAAAAGAAAUGUGCCUGUUUGGGGAGUGUAUUCCCUUUUUCUUUGGCUAAGGAGAUGUUAAAAAGGGGCUCCCCUUUUCAUUAGUAGAGCCUACACAAUCAGGUUUGCUCUGUGAGUUUUAACCAACUCCUCUUGUUAACUCUUGGCCAUAUUUGCACUUUUUAAACAUUGAUUUUUAUCUCAUCAUCAUUGACCCUAUUUUCUGGUCCUUUUAUGUAUUUAAGGUUUUAAGUUGACAUUCAUUUUCCCCCCGGUCUUGUUAAUCCUAUCUUUUCAAAAAGAUUUUUCCCUCUCAUUUAGUACACUGUUAAUUCAACAACAGUAGAAGACGUAAUGUGUCCUCUCCCAAAUAGCUUUGCCUCUCACCAGUCAGUGUGAGGUUGAGAUACAUCUUUGUUAGCUUGUCUUGUUUGCUCUCCCAUCUCAUUACUUCAUUUCCUUCCAGGUGUAAUAGGAAAUUAUAGGGUUUCUUAUAGUCUAUAAUCUUCCAUAUCUACCACAUGAACAGAGUUGAUUUUUUUAAGUAUAAACAUUACUAUCAGUUUAGUCAAAUAUUUGCAUCAGAGAAUUUUAUAUGUUUCAGUAUUAAGAAAAACAUUAUACCCAUUAGAAAGAAAAUCUAAUGUGUGUUAUUGUACAGGACACUUUGCUAACCAAAAGUUAACAGGAAUGUUAUUAGCACAGACAUGAAAAGAAACUUGGUUUUCAUGUUAAAGGAACUACACAUGGCAGGUAUUGUGAAAUUCAUCGAGUCAAAAGUCUAAAGCUUAUUUACUCACGUAAAUACUUUUGACUUGUAUGAAAAUCAUCUUCAGGAAAACCUAUUUUGUGGACAAUUUGCAUAAAUCCUUAAAAAAAAAAAAACUUUUGAAAGUGUAGUCAGAGUCUCACCACAAACCAGGCAUAAUUCAUUUAGAUCAACAAAGCAAGGUAUCCAAAAAAAUAUAGUAAGGAGCAUCAUCAAUUUGAAUGACAUUACAACUCACGAGUACAUGUAAUCAAUUUCAGUUAUUUUCUAUCUAUUCAGAGAUUUACAAAUAGAAAAAAACCUCAGAAACCAUCUUGAUUCAAACUCCUCAUUUUACAGGUGAGGAAACUGAGUCCCAAUGCCUUUAAGGAACUUGCCCAAGAUGACAUGGCUAGCUGGUGACAUAGGCAAGGGCAGAACCCAUGUUUUCUGCCUCCCAAUUCAAUAUUUUUCCUCUAUACCCUGCCGCUUUUGGUAUGACAGAGCAAUGGAACUGUUAGGUUUUUUAAAUCAUUCUUGCCUAAACUCAGUAUUUUUUUUCCAUGUGAAGAACUUUUAAUUGACUUCAAAGACAAACACCUGCAAGAGAACUCUCAAUGAUGUGAAUGAAAUUUUGGCCUUGCAUUUCAAAACAUCACUUGUGAUCUGUGGAGAAAGGUUGCUGCAAGGACAUUUCAUUAUUACCUGCUGAAGAAGCAUAUGAUAAUGUUCUUCUGACUCUCUAAGCUUAGUUAAUAUUUUAGAGAAACUUAGUGCUCAAUUCAGAUUCCUAAAGGUAUUUUUUGAAUGUUGCUUAAUAGUCAACAGACUGACCUUUCAGGGUAUGUGUGCCAAGAAACUCAAAUAAUUCAUGACGUAAAACAUGUAGCCUGCUGGAGUUUACAGUCAGUAUGAUCAUUUUUGGUUUAACAGCUUUGGGGGUAUACUCUAGCCAAUUUGAAUCAGUUCUCAAGAGCUGAUUAUUAAAUAUUCAGCGUGAGAAUUUACACCUUGGGAACUAGCAAAUGUUACAAAGAAGGACUUGAUUUAUUGUUCUGAUGAUUGUCCAGACCUAAUAAACUGAUGGGGGGAAAUGCAAUGCAGAUUAAUUAAAUUUAAAAGUAUGUUACACAUACUUUUUUUUGUUUUGGAGAGCUGGUUGUUAAACAUUUACUAGUAUACCCUUGAACAUUAUUACGUAUGAAAUUCAUUCAAAGAAUGAAGUGUCUAAUAAGAUCACUGAAUUAAAGCAUAGGAUUUUCCCCUCCCCUUUAAUGUAAAUUGUACAUAAUUUUUAAAAAAUAGACUUUUCUACUUUUAAUUGCUAUUGUUUAUAUUGCUUAGGUCAAGCACUGUGGUCUGUGCCAGUAGAAAACGUCCAUUGCCACUUUAAGGGCGUCAGCUUGAAUGAAUUUAGGUUGCGUCAUUGCUUUUUUUGCAUAUGAAACUUUUUUUAAAAUUCCAUAAAUUAUAGUUUUCUUGUAUAAAUAGAUGUGUGUGUGAUGCUUUUUUAUUUGUGAAUAAAAUUGUUACUUAAAUUGUUCUUA